UCUCAAUUCUCAAACAAAUCUCCAACUUGACCAAGUUGGAAUUCUUUUUUAUGUUGAUGUAAGAUUGAGAAUCAAAUAGACCAAAUCUUCUCCAAUUUUGAACUAUCAUAAGCCUCAUCAUCACUAUCUUCUUCUUCUUCUUCUUCUUCCAUACUCUCUGCCCGCUGCCGCAUUUGACCGGAAACAGAGCCAGCAAAAGAAGGGGAGAGUUCAUAGAUAUGUCGAGGGCGAUCAUGGGUUCUUCCAGGAACAGAGGUUUGCUGUUAAGAGCACCGUCGCCGGCGGCAGCCAAACUUCUUAAACAUCUGUUCUCGACCUCGCCGGCAAGUGGCACUGAAAGCAGGAAGCUAGAAGGCAAAAUAGCAGUGAUCACCGGAGGAGCAAAUGGGAUAGGGAGAGAAACCGCCGCCAAAUUCAUCCACAACGGCGCCAAAGUCAUAAUCGCCGACAUCAACAAGGACCUCGGCCUCCAGACCGCACGCCAGCUAGGCCCCAGCGCAUCAUUCAUUCCUUGUGACGUGGCCAACGAAUCCGACGUGUCGGACGCCGUGGACUUCGCGGUGUCCCAGCACAGCCGCCUCGACAUCAUGUACAACAACGCCGGCGUCUCCUGCAGAACCCCUCCCAGCAUCGUCGACCUCGACAUGGAAACCUUCGAUAGGAUGGGGAUCAACGCGAGGGGAGCGCUGGCGGGCGUGAAGCACGCGGCGCGAGUGAUGAUCCCGCAGCAGAGCGGGACCAUCCUCUGCACCGCCAGCGUGACGGGGAUCAUGGGCGGGAUGGCCCAGCACACGUACAGCCUGACCAAGGCGGCGGUCAUCGCCAUCGUGAAGUCGGCGGCGGCGGAGCUUUCGCACCACGGGGUGAGGGUGAACUGCAUCUCCCCGUUCGCCAUCCCGACGGCGUUCGUGAUGGAGGAGCUGCAGCACUACUACGCCGGGGAGAAGCCGGAGAGGAUCAUGGAUAUCGUGUACGCCAUGGGGACGCUGAAGGGGGCGAGGUGCGAGCCGGCCGACGUGGCGAACGCGGCAGUGUAUCUGGCGUCGGAGGAUGCCAAGUACGUUUCCGGGCAUAAUCUGGUGGUGGACGGUGGGUUUACGUCGUUCAAGACUCUGGGGUUGCCUGAAAGGAAGUAGCAAAGUUUGGGGAGGUAAUAGUAAUUAAUCCCUAUUUGGGACAACUACUAUAUCAUAACUGAAGUUUGGCGAUUGGAUCUCUAUUUUUGUUCUGCUCUCACUUUCCUUGUGUAUUUUUAACAGUGAAUGUGUCGAUUAUCAUGCGGGUAUUUGAUUGCACUCAAAUUAAUAUUUGGAUUUGGAGAG
Linum tenue is the source of this 1322-nucleotide messenger RNA. The record is from the annotation of a GenBank genome assembly. NCBI's taxonomy places the organism in Eukaryota, Viridiplantae, Streptophyta, Magnoliopsida, Malpighiales, Linaceae.